AUGGAGCGGGCUGCUACUCAUUUUCUUCGUUUGCAUAAGUCUGGCAUAUCAGCGCUUUGUUCAGGUGUUAUUGAUCCAGAUUAUGGCAUAACGUCACCAGUCCUGUUUUCGGGAGAUAUUGAUGGUGAAGUUACCAUUUGGAAUCUGAUUACGAGACGGCCAAUUUUUACGAGUAAGAUUUGCAAUGAGCAGGUAGUUGACAUACAAUUCCUGGAAGGCAAAUACUUGAGUUUAUUAUGUAAAGACCAUAAAUUGCGCCUCUAUGAGCUGUUAAAACUAGGUGCUAUUGUCAAACAGUCCGAUUUUGGUGGUGGAGAUAAGGUAGAUCUAAAACAGAUUUUUGAGGUACCUGUGAAUACAUUGAACUUUGCAAAUUAUGUCUUGACAUAUUUGGGCAAUAAUAAGUUUGAAUUGGUAACUUGUCAUACUCAGGAUGCGCAUUUCAUUGAUAUAUAUGAAUUUGAAACACCAGAAUUGAAUUCUUUGAAAAGGUUUUCAAAGGCUAUUGACUUUUUACCUAUGCUGAGGGACAGGUUUGGUGAUAAUUUACUCCCAAAAAUGGAUGGUUUAGGCAUAAUAAUGAAGUUUUACAAAGUUAAUGAAGUGGUUUACUGUGGAUUCGAAAGUGGGUAUGUGAUUGCAUUUAGGAGAUAUAGAAAUAAACCAUUGUACCGAAAAAGAGUGAGCGGGUUCAUUGGUAAACCAAUCAAUGAAUGUGCUUCAGGAAUUUCUAAGUUGUUACAACAUGAGAAUGUAGAAACCUCAUCGAGUGUAAAUGACCUCGAGUUAGAUAAUGUCAUUGAAAUUGUAUUGGUAGAUAGGGCACAUUAUCCUGACCCCGUACUAGAUAUGGCACCUAAUCCAAAAAAGAAUGGUAUUAUUUGCUCUUCGACAACCAAUAAACUGGUACUAACUAGCGUUGAUGAACAGUAUUUGGCGGGACCAAAUUCUGCAUACAUAUUUAAAAGCGAUGAGUACUUACUUGAUAAAAAGAAUUGCCUAUUGAUGAGCACCAAUUUGAAAAUUGAUGGAUCGGCAGUUAAAGAUAUGAUGUGUAAAAAUAUCGGUUUCGUAUUGUCACUUGGUGAUUAUAUCAUAACGGGCAAUUGGUCUGGGAAAACGUAUAUAGGCAGGAUCGAGAGCGACAAAGCGGUUCUUGCAGCUGCUAAAAGCAGGAGUCUGAUCGAAGUUAAUGAGUCGCCCGUGGGAAAUAUACAGCAAGAUAAGAGCAUCCAAAAAUCGAGUAAGCAUACAAAAAUAGGUGCAAUGACUGGAUUUGAAGUUAAAGAUAAAGAACCUGAUAAACUUAUGUGUAAAAAUAAGGAACUUACUCCCGGUAAGCUGCGAAGACUGAACGCAUUUGUACAAUCCAAAUGGUACUUUAUUGGCUACACUGAUGGAACAAUUGGUCUUUAUAGAGCAGAAUAA
Molecule: messenger RNA, 1428 nt
Organism: Nakaseomyces glabratus
Lineage: Eukaryota; Fungi; Ascomycota; Saccharomycetes; Saccharomycetales; Saccharomycetaceae
Gene: ASA1
Product: Asa1p
Molecular function (GO): protein binding
Source: RefSeq, a predicted model, not a curated record